AUGUUGCGACGGUGGCUUUGCCUUGUGGGACUUACCUUGUCGACACUUGACUCCGUAGCAAGUGCAUCAUCAAGUAGGAAAAGCCUUAUCAUCGACACAGAUCUGUUCAGUGACGUUGACGAUGCGGGCGCCUUACUCCUCGCCGCCACCUCGCCCAACGUGAGUCUUCUAGCAGUCAACCUCAACUACCCAUCCUCGUACUCGGCGGUGGCGGCAUCGGCCAUCCUGGCGCACUACGGGAAGGUCGAUGUGCCGAUCGGCAUCAAGCGCCCGCUUACGAACGAGAGUUUUUUCGACAGCUGGUCGUUUGAGUUAGGCGAGUAUGCGAGCAAGAUCGCGUAUCAUUAUGCUGGCGGCAGUCUGCUGUGGGGGCAGGCAGACAUGGCAUGGGAGCCGGUCGCGUUGUAUCGAAAGGUGUUAGCGGAGGCCGAGGAGAAGAGUGUGACAAUUGCUUCGGUUGGGUUUUUUGAGAAUCUCUCAGGCCUGCUCAACUCGACCGCAGACUCAUACUCAAACCUCACGGGCCCCCAACUCAUCGCAAGCAAAGUCUCGGAGCUCGUCAUCAUGGGCGGCGGGUACCCCUCAGGCCACGAGUUCAACUUCUGGGGCGACAAUUCCUCCCUCACCGCCCACGUGGUCAACAACUGGAAAGGCCGCGUCGUCUUCUCCGGAUCCGAGCUCGGCGGCAAUGUCUCCUCGGGUGGGCCGCUGAUGAACGAGGGUCCGGUCACGGAUCCAGUUAGGCAGGCGUACAUUUACUACACGUACGGCACGCCAAGAUUCAGCUGGGAUCCCCUAACGGUGCUCUAUGCUAUAGAAGGACUGGGGAAUUUGUUCGAGUUUGGGAAUGUGAACGGGGGGUAUAAUUAUGUCUAUCCUAACGGAUCGAACGUAUGGGUGAAUGAUGAGACGAGGACGGAGCAGUAUUGGUUGAAGCUCAAGACAGAUAAUGUGACGGCGGCGGCGGAGUUGGAUCGACUGUUCCUUGAGGGAGCCAGGUCGGUUGUAGAGGAGGAAAAUAUGCAGAUGGUAUGA
Molecule: messenger RNA, 1035 nt
Organism: Pseudomassariella vexata
Lineage: Eukaryota; Fungi; Ascomycota; Sordariomycetes; Amphisphaeriales; Pseudomassariaceae
Product: inosine/uridine-preferring nucleoside hydrolase
Exons: 3
Coding region: 1-1035 (344 amino acids)
Molecular function (GO): hydrolase activity, hydrolyzing N-glycosyl compounds
Source: RefSeq, a predicted model, not a curated record